AUUUCUGGUUAUACCUGGGCAGAUGCCGGCAGACUCAGCACUCGUACGAAGCAGCAGAGUAUACACCGUCGUUCAAAGCCUCGCUGCAACGAAGGGCUAGUGAGGCAGCGGUGAAUCAAUAGCUGAUGAAGAUAAGUCGAUUAACACGCACCGAUCCUGAUUGCUGAACGUCUUGUAUCUGGAAGUUGAGAGAUUCACGAUCAAGACGUGAAUCUCUCAAGACAAGUCAGUGUAAACUGUGAAAUGAGAAAGAGCUCACGAAUCAAUGCAGUACGACUUGUUUUUGUGGCGCAGUGUAGAACUACACGGUUCUUCCUUUUUUUGACUGUGAUGUCUUAGACCACGUUUUUUGCAGUAUUACGAGUUGUCGCAUGUCAGGGGCUACGAGUUACGUACUCCAUGAUAACGUGAACUCUUAAAAAGACUUGCUGUGCUUGCCCCAACGCCACUCUCAAGUUCGUUAUCUUUGUCGCCUCUCCAAAUAUUGUGCCACAGUCAUGCAGCCAGGAAUUUACACAUUCAUAAAUCGCCAGAGCGGUACAGCAAUGGCCCUGAACAAACAUGACUACACGUGUGUCGUCGGCUCUCCACCUUGUGAUGAUUCUAUCCAAAAGUGGGAAAUAGCACCUUCUGGAGCAGGAUAUACCAUCCGAAAUAUGCAAACGGGGACUCACCUCUCUGUGAAAGGACUCAGUCGCAACACUGCCAUCUUUGCGGGGCAUUUUCCCGCAGCGUGGCAAAUUAUCGACGUGAAAGUGGAUGACGAAAACUCUGAAUUGGUUGAAAUACGCUGGCCGCAUACAGAAUACAUGUUUGAUUUGGCCGACUAUGGAAACUCAGCUCCUGGAACAAAGGUGCAGCUCAUGGACACUAAAAUAAGUCCCAUGUAUCAUCGUUGUAGAUUGUGGAAGCCUGUUUUCGUUCAACACACCCUUCACUCUGUUUUUCCGGAGCGUGUUGAAGACGACGCAUCAAGCACUACUACUAUAAACGCUGCUGAUGUGCCAGAGGGAGGGGAGCUCGUCUUGGUCACGACUACCACCACAAGAACAGUGGUAACAAAAGUCCCGAAAUACUGAAGUAGGGGUUUUAGGGUUUUGGGGCGAGCGCAAGCUUUGAGAGCCUAAUUAACUUAGAGAGGAGGUGUAGCGCCAACGACUGUCCGAGUUAAUCAAGUCCGACGGUAUCAGUGGAUAAGAUCCUGCGGAAGAAAUUCGCGUGACUCCCAUGUCCACCACUCCUGUCACUGUGCGCGUUGCCAUGGCCAAUGGCGCCGCAGUCCAGCUGCAUCAGGGACGAGAUGGACCGAGCUAAUAUGUUUCUUGGCAAGUAUCAGCGUGAAUUUGAAAGUGG
This is a messenger RNA of Suillus discolor, 1353 nucleotides long. RefSeq lists its product as uncharacterized. The coding region runs from base 498 to 1079 and encodes 193 amino acids. NCBI's taxonomy places the organism in Eukaryota, Fungi, Basidiomycota, Agaricomycetes, Boletales, Suillaceae. The record is from RefSeq and is a predicted model, not a curated record. The transcript is spliced from 5 exons.